GGUAGUAUUUAUAAAGAUCCCCCUUAAAACCUCAAAAAAUGUAUCACUUUCAUCGAGAUAAAGAAUAAAUUAAUAAUGACAAAAUGAAGGUUAUUCUUUAUCUCGAUGAUCACUUUAUUCUCAGUUGACAAGCUCAGUCGACAAACGUCCUAUCCAUUCAUUUAAUAUAUAGGUCGGUGUACGUUCGAUUAUCGAUUAUUUAUCAUAAUUAUCACGCGAGUUUUGCCGCCAAAACGACAAUGGUACCCGAUCCCGCCGCGUUAAUCUCAAUACGUCGGCCGGCAUCUCGGAAGUCCCGGAACGUUCGACCGGUCUGAGAACGAAUAAAGAUCUUGCUAGCAUCCGCCACAAUAACGGGUGUCCGUUCGUCCCGCAGAUCUGCGAAAUGCCCCGUGGAGAUUCGACGCAUCGCUCGUAACAGUUUGUAUCGCGUUGACGGAAAUAAAAUCACCUAAAUAAAUUCCGUACAACCGUAAAUAAGUUCGCCAAUAUGUUCCGUUCGAACCCGUUUUUUUUUUUAUAGUUAUGAAAUCGCCCUUGGUGCUGGAUGUCCGAAUGAUACACGCACUUUAUAUUGUCAGAUCGGUAGAUUUUUACUGUUCGCCGAAGAAUGUCUAUGGCUAAUUCCUAUAUUAUUGUUAUGUAGUCAACACUAUUCUACUACCUAGACUAAAAACCGGGUUCCUGUUACAUCCUAUAGGACCUAUUUUGAUUCCAAGUCACUACCAUUUCUCUCAUUAUCCUAAUAGCCAUUCAACCUUUGCUGUUCUUACUGUAAUUACCUUGUUAUCAACAUCACUUAAAAGUUUAUUUACAAAGUCUAUUGUUUCAUUAUAAUGAUUUAAAUCGAUCUAUAUUUAUAUAACUGCUGAAUUCAAAAUGAGUAUUUCUCAGUUAGAAAUAAGCACUCGUGCAGCUAAUGUGGCGAACGGUUUGCCGGAUCCAACCAAACCAUUUUCUUCAUUUAUGAAAUUUAAUAAAAAUGAUCUCAAUUUAACAAUGGAUUUUAUUAAAGCACCUGCUAUGACUUCUUUGCUCAAAAAGGAAAUUUUUUCUUUGAUUAAAGAAAACAUGAUGGAAAUAUAUAAGAAGUGUCCUUGGGGAUGGAAUGAAAAAAAUAAACGCUUGGAGUUAUUUCAUAGAAAAGCUAGGUACAUUGUAGUUCGUCACUCAAGUAAUAAAUCUCUCGCAGCUUUUGUGCAUUUUCGAUUCGACAUUGAAGAAUCUAUUGAAGUCUUGUAUCUUUAUGAAAUCCAACUUGAAAAAAGUGUGCGCAAAAAAGGUCUUGGACGAUAUCUCAUGAGUCUUAUGGAAACAAUAGCAUUUCACUAUAAUAUGAAGAGUAUAGUACUAACAGUGCUCAAAAGUCAAGAAAAUGUUAUGAAGUUUUAUUUUUCUCUACAUUAUGAAAUUCAAUCACAUUCACCAGAUGAUGAAUUUUAUUAUAUACUUGGUAAAAGUAAAAAAACUUUAGAACUUCAUAAUGAACAGUAAAAUUGAUUAAAAAAUGGCUCUUAAUUUAUAAUAAACAAUUUUAUUUCUU
Molecule: messenger RNA, 1543 nt
Organism: Sipha flava (yellow sugarcane aphid)
Lineage: Eukaryota; Metazoa; Arthropoda; Insecta; Hemiptera; Aphididae
Gene: Naa40
Product: N-alpha-acetyltransferase 40
Exons: 4
Coding region: 880-1494 (204 amino acids)
Cellular component (GO): nucleus
Molecular function (GO): protein N-terminal-serine acetyltransferase activity; histone H4 acetyltransferase activity; histone H2A acetyltransferase activity
Source: RefSeq, a predicted model, not a curated record